UUUCUUGAAAAAAGGAGUUAAAAAGACUUGAUCUUGGUUGUUUUUUUAAACAUUUUUAGUUUUUGGUUUGGUAAUUAUAAUACCAUAACUAUCUUCCCAAUUUCUUGGUUUCUUGGAAAAAAAGAAGACAUGAUUUUGGUUUGUUUUUGACAUUUUAAGUUCUUGGUUAUAAAUGGUGUCAAAAUCUUGAAAAUCUCAAAAAAUUACCAUCAACUGUCUUCCUAUUUUGUUUGAGUUUAAGUGUCUGGUUGAAGCUUCGUGUAGUAGAAGGGUCCAGUUGACAAUCCGAGCUAAGUAUAAGGCUUCCACCAAAAAAGACAUGAUCUUGGUUGUUAUUUAACAUUUUUAGUUCUUGUUUUGGCAAUUGUAAUACCUUUACUGUCUUCCCAAAUUCUUGAAAAAAAACAAGAGUGAAAAAAGACAUGAUUUUGAUUGGCUUUUGACCUUUUUUGGGGUUCUUGAUUUUGGUAUAACAAAAGAAUGGGAGAAGUGGAGGGGUGGGGUUGGCCACCAUCACCAAGUGGAUCACCAAUGUACAUAACAAAAGAUGAUCAUUGGACACAUUUUGACAAUUCUGUUAAUGCUGUUUCUUUUGGUUUUGUUGCCACUGCCAUUCUUAUUUCUAUGUUCCUUGUCAUGGCUAUUUUUGAGAGGUUUCUCAGGCCCAAUUCACCAGCUUUAUCGACGUCCCGUGGCCGGAAUCUUGGUGACAUUGAGUCUCAGAUGAGCUUCUAUGGAAAACUUGGUCAUCAAACUCCUAAAGUGUCAACGAAGGCUCGAGAAGUUUCAGUGUUGAUGCCAGGAGAAGAUGUCCCUACUUUUCUAGCCAAUCCUGCUCCUGUACCCUGUCCUCCUGAACGCGAUCCAUGGCCUCUCCAUCAACAGAAUUCCUUGCCCGGUCUCUUGAACUUGGACUCGAAUGCACAAUAAUCCUAGCUAGCUCAAUUUGAAGGCAAUAAACAUUCAAAAUACCAAAAUGAUGGAGUUCACCAAUUGGUUUUUUGUUCCUCCCCUUGGCUCCUUAAUUUAAUGUACAUAUAGCAUUUAGGUAUUGGCUUGUUCAAAGCUUUUCUUAUCUAUUUAAUUGAGC
This is a messenger RNA of Solanum stenotomum, 1090 nucleotides long. RefSeq lists its product as uncharacterized. The coding region runs from base 481 to 930 and encodes 149 amino acids. The record is from RefSeq and is a predicted model, not a curated record. The transcript has 2 exons. NCBI's taxonomy places the organism in Eukaryota, Viridiplantae, Streptophyta, Magnoliopsida, Solanales, Solanaceae.